Molecule: messenger RNA, 4583 nt
Organism: Myotis brandtii (Brandt's bat)
Lineage: Eukaryota; Metazoa; Chordata; Mammalia; Chiroptera; Vespertilionidae
Product: ALK tyrosine kinase receptor-like
Exons: 16
Biological process (GO): cell surface receptor protein tyrosine kinase signaling pathway; regulation of cell population proliferation; regulation of neuron differentiation
Cellular component (GO): signaling receptor complex; membrane
Molecular function (GO): transmembrane receptor protein tyrosine kinase activity; ATP binding
Source: RefSeq, a predicted model, not a curated record
AUGAGGACCAACGUGGGGAUGCGCUUGGCCCACUGGGGGUGCCGGGUGGGCAGGGGGGAGUCAGGCUUCACCCCAUGGCAGAAGCCCAUGUGCUUUGUCCAUUGCAGCAUCUCGGGCUACGGAGCUGCCGGCGGGAAAGGCGGGAGGAACACCAUGAUGCGGUCCCACGGCGUGUCUGUGCUGGGCAUCUUCAACCUGGAGAAGGACGACACGCUGUACAUCCUGGUCGGGCAGCAGGGGGAGGACGCCUGCCCCAGCACAAACCGAUUAAUCCAGAAAGUCUGCAUUGGAGAGAACAACGUGAUAGAGGAAGAAAUCCGCGUGAACAGAAGCGUGCACGAGUGGGCAGGAGGGGGCGGAGGAGGGGGCGGAGCCACCUACGUGUUUAAGAUGAAGGACGGCGUGCCAGUGCCCCUGAUCAUUGCGGCUGGCGGAGGUGGCAGGGCCUACGGGGCCAAGACGGACACGUUCCACCCCGAGAGGCUGGAGAAUAACUCCUCGGUUCUAGGGCUCAACGGCUACUCCGGAGCCGCAGGUGGUGGAGGUGGCUGGAAUGAUAACACUUCCUUGCUCUGGUCUGGAAAAUCUUUGCUGGAGGGUGCCACCGGAGGACAGUCCUGCCCCCAGGCCAUGAAGAAGUGGGGGUGGGAGACCAGAGGGGGUUUCGGAGGGGGUGGAGGGGGGUGCUCCUCAGGUGGAGGAGGCGGAGGAUAUAUAGGCGGCAACGCAGCCUCAGACAAUGACCCUGAGAUGGACGGAGAGGAUGGGGUAUCCUUCAUCAGUCCCCUGGGAAUCCUGUACACCCCGGCUUUAAAAGUGAUGGAAGGCCACGGGGAGGUGAAUAUUAAGCACUACCUCAACUGCAGCCACUGCGAGGGCGACGAGUGCCACCUGGACCCCGAGAGCCACCAGGUCAUCUGCUUCUGCGACCACGGCACCGUGCUGGCUGAGGACGGGGUCUCUUGCGUUGUGUCGCCCACCCCCGAGCCCCGCCUGCCACUCUCACUCAUCCUCUCCGUCGUGACCUCUGCCCUCGUGGCCGCCCUCGUCCUGGCGUUCUCCGGCAUCAUGAUCGUGUACCGCCGGAAGCACCAGGAGCUGCAAGCCAUGCAGAUGGAACUGCAGAGCCCCGAGUACAAGCUGAGCAAGCUCCGCACCUCAACCAUCAUGACCGACUACAACCCCAACUACUGCUUUGCCGGCAAGACCUCGUCCAUCAGUGACCUGAAGGAGGUGCCACGGAAAAACAUCACCCUCAUUCGGUGAGUGCCCCGGCCAUUCUUCAGGGAAAGGGGGUCUCGGCCAGGCCUGCCUUCUGGCUCUUCACCUGCUCAGGUAACUGUCUCCUGCUUUCCCCACUGGUUUUUCAGACUCAGCUCAGUUACAUUUGCUUACCCCCCUCUGCUCUGCAGCAAAUUCAAUCACCAGAACAUCGUGCGCUGCAUCGGAGUGAGUCUGCAGGCCCUGCCCCGGUUCAUCCUGCUGGAGCUCAUGGCGGGAGGAGACCUCAAGUCCUUCCUCCGGGAGACCCGCCCUCGCCCGAACCAGCCCUCCUCCCUGGCCAUGCUGGACCUUCUGCACGUGGCCCGGGACAUUGCCUGCGGCUGCCAGUACUUGGAGGAAAAUCACUUCAUCCACCGGGACAUUGCUGCCAGGAACUGCCUCCUGACCUGUCCGGGCCCUGGAAGAGUAGCCAAGAUUGGAGACUUCGGAAUGGCCCGGGACAUCUACAGAGCGAGCUACUACCGAAAGGGCGGCUGUGCGAUGCUGCCAGUGAAGUGGAUGCCCCCAGAGGCCUUCAUGGAAGGAAUAUUUACAUCCAAAACAGACACGUGGUCCUUCGGAGUGCUGCUGUGGGAAAUAUUCUCUCUUGGAUACAUGCCGUACCCCAGCAAGAGCAACCAGGAGGUCCUGGAGUUCGUCACCAGCGGAGGACGGAUGGACCCCCCGAAGAACUGCCCCGGGCCUGUAUACAGGAUAAUGACCCAGUGCUGGCAGCACCAGCCCGAGGACAGGCCCAACUUCGCCACCAUCCUGGAGAGGAUCGAAUACUGCACGCAGGAUCCAGAUGUGAUCAACACGGCUUUGCCAAUAGAAUACGGCCCACUCGUGGAGGAGGAGGAGAAAGUGCCCGUGAGGCCCAAAGACCAUGAGGGAGUCCCUCCUCUCUUAGUUUCUCCCCCAGCAGGGAAAGGGGGGGACAGGCAGGACCCAGCCGCCCUGGCCCCCCUGCCCUCCACUUCCUCGGGCAAGGCGUUGAGGAAGCCACCGGCGCCAGAGGUCAACGUUCCAGUCGCCAGAGGGCCGGCCGUGGGAGGGGGACACGUUAACAUGGCAUUCGCUCAGUCGAACCCGCCAUCCGAGCUGCACAAAGUCCAGCGAUCCCGAAACAAGCCAACCAGCCUGUGGAACCCAACCUACGGCUCGUGGUUCACAGAGAAGCCUGCCAGGAAGGCCCGCCCUCCAGCACAGAAGGAACCCGAGAGGGGAGGCCCGGGGCCCGGGGGCCCCGGCCCGCCCAGCGCUGCAGCGGGCAGAGUCCCCAGGGCCUCCCUGCUCCUGGAGCCGUCCUCGCUGACCGCCAGCGUGAAGGAAGUGCCCCUGUUCAGGCUGCGUCACUUCCCGUGUGGCACUGUCAACUACGGCUACCAGCAGCAGGGCCUGCCCCUAGAGGCCACCACCCCCGGGGCCAGUCACUAUGAGGACACGGCCCUCCAAAGCCAGCCUGGGCCCUGAGCCUGGCCCUCGCUUCUUUUCCUGGGGAACCCUGAGCCCAUGGAGGGGGGCGGGCCACGGCUCCUCCACAAGCCAGACCAAACGCCACUUUUCCUUUCGUGCCAACUUGUUUUGAAGAGCCACAUCAAAGCUGUAUUUUCCAAAUGCUUUCGAGAGGUUUUGAGCAUGGGUUCAUCCUAUCAUUUCAAAAGAAAAACAUGUCAUACAGACAAGUGGGAGAUACAAGGCCCGGAUUUGGCUGCCUAAGGUUGUCGUGUGCGGCUGAGGCCCACGUCCUCGGGCCUCCACAGCUGGGGGCAGUCAGAGGAGCUGCUCACUCACGAGGCCCGCACCUGGAGCCAGGGAUGCGCCCUAACCUGGGUGCUGUGGACUGGACCACGGGGGAGGGAGGGGGGCCAAAGAGGAGCUGUGUGUGACGAGUCAGCAUGGGAAGGACAUUCUCUACUUGGAAAAGGAAAUUCAUGGACAAGUAACUGAAGCAUCACGUGUCAGAUGACAGACACUUUCUAUCAUGCUACUCCUUGAUGAUGGUAAAAUGUGAUAGUGACGGAGGUUUAGUGAAAACGUGCAUGUUCUCACCUGCAGGGGUUCCUUCGAGUGGUCGAGCCCAGCGAGACACGCUCAGCAUUCUAUCAAUAUACCUCAUGCCUUAAGAAAACCUCCUCCCAAAGUGAGCAACUGAUGUGAGGUUUCCCACUGGACUAAAGAUCUAAAUCAAUUACUUUAAAACUUCCCACUAAAAUAAACUCUGAUCAUUUAAAAAUAAAAAUUUGAAGCAGCUGUGACACAUCGAAGCAUAGAAACACAUCCCUUCUCAUGGGCUCAUGUCAGUCCGCCUGGGCCAAAACCUUCUGCGUUUGGUCAUGAACGCUGCCGGGCUGGAGUUCCUACGGGUGACAGGCAGGUCUUUGGAGUAAAGGUCCUCGGGUGGCCUGAGAGGUGCUCCUGCAGGACCAGCAUCCUUCCUCCCCGUGUUCACCUCCUUUUCUCUCCUGGUCAUGUGACCCCAGCACACAUGGGAGCAGAGUUGCUGAAAUACAGCAUCAUCUGCAUGGCUAUCAAAUGCAGACUGAAAGCAAGAAUUUCUCCUAGGGGGGCAGUGAGUGCAGGAAUUAAGGGACACCGAGUGCUGAGGGUGACCACGCAUGUCACAAAGUAGGGGUUCUGAGCUUGGUUUUCACAGAUAAUUUAUCUCCACAAAAAUAUUACACACGCACUUAUGCAGCAAUGCUUUGCUUUACCAGGAAGCUCGGAUCCCAUUCUUUCUGUCUGCUCUGCCUCCAUCCUCUUGCCCAGGUCCUCUCCUGGUCCUAGCUGUGCCAAAGCCUUGCUCUGGGAGGAAAGCCUUGUUACCUGCGGGACUCUGAGCAUUCCCAGCAAAAGCACUGUGUACACACCACCUUCCCGACCUCCAGGUCCACCCGCAUCGGGAGCAUCGCCUUGGACGUGGGAAAGCCAUUCUGUUCUGACAGCACCAGGCCGCGUUCACGCCUCCCACACAGACCCCUGGCCCGGCCAGCGGUUCUGUGCAUCGGCAGACGCGCUGACCACUUCUCCUUACCUUCUUAACUACAUGUUUUCAUCGGGCAUAAUGAACUCAUCUCUAAAUAACCAUAUCAGGAACGUUUUGGCUCAUGCCAGGCGCAAAAGUAAAUAGUCUAAUUAUGUCAACAUCCACGUAGUUCAUAAACCACCUGAAGGGGCCAAGAAUCACGCUUGGAGAACCAUGCUCCCGAGGGAUGGCGGCAGAGGAACGCCAAAAACUGAACAUGUCACUUCGCAUCUGUAACCAGUGACCAAUUAAACGGGGAGCAUGCACACGCCUCCGCAGCCGACUCUUUAUUGCU